AUGGCGAAGGUAAAGAACGCGAGCGGUCGACAAUAUGAGUCAUAUCGAGGUCCUGCGGAACAAGCACAAGUUCAACCGGAACAACCCACAGAAGAUUCGACAAUGAAUGAGGCGGAGGAUCCCCGUUCGGAAGACCACGAAGUUCAAGAACAGGAGAAGUCACACGAUGGGAAUGAAGAAGAAACCGGGAAUGAGCAUGAUGAGGACGAAUCUCAACCACUUCCACCAGAAAGCUUUUUCUUCAGUCCAAAGCAAUAUGGGAAUAGUUGCAAGAUAGCAUCGAGAUGUUAUGUGAAGGAGACAGUGAAUGAGAUAAAGAAGUAUCCUAAUGAGUUGGAGUUUUUCAGAAAGCAUCCUCAGUUCAAGCAUAUAUUUCACAUCAGAGAGGAGCCAAACCGCAAGUCGCAAGGACUAUGGAUGCUGCUACUUCAUCAUGCUAGGACGGAGAAGGAGAAUGAGCCGUGGUUUGUGGUCACUGGAGUACCGAUCAGGUAUUCUAUCAAAGAGCAUGCCUUGUUAACUGGUCUAGAUUGCCACGACUACCCAAGAAACUACAAGGAUCUCAAGAGUAAGAAGAAAGGCGAUUAUAAGUUUGUGAAAAAGUGGUUUGGAAGGUCAACGGAGAUAACAAUAGCAGAUGUUGUAGCCAUGCUAGGUUCAAUGAACAGCUCGGUUAACAAGAAGAAGAUGGCGCUUCUGUACUUCCUUAGCAAUGUGUUAAAGGCAAAGUCUAAGGUGGAGGGGAAUAUAGAGCCAUUUCUGCUGAAAGUUGUUGAUGAUUUGAAGCUGUGCGAAACAUUUCCAUGGGGCCGCUAUACAUUUGAUGAUUGUAUUGCCGAGGUGAAGAAGAUAAUGAAUAAGUUCAAGAGAGGCAUCGUGAAGAAGGGAGAUACAUGGUGCUUCUCAGGUUUCAAUCUACCUCUGGAGGCUUUUGCAUUUGAGUGUAUCCCUGAGCUGGGACGUACAUUUCGUGAGAGGGUAGAGGCAGAGGAAGAAUGUCCCAGGUUGUGCAAGAACAUGUUCAAGGAGACGCAUAUGAAGGGAUAUCCUUUAUCUUCUAUUAAUGACGCGAUCGGAACCAGCAAGAAUAUCAUUAGCAUUUUGGAACCCACCCCAGAUGAGGAAACUCUGAUGGAGCGUAUCAUAGAGGCUGGUUGUGAUGAUGGCAUAGGCUAUGUGGAUCCUAUUGUUGAGGGUUGGAGAAGCCAUCUAAUCGAUAAGAAGAAGAAGAUAUUUUGGGAAUCCUUGUACGAGGCUGAUGUGGCAGGGAGAGAGUUUACCGAGAAUGAAGAUGAAGAACCCGAGAUGAGGUCUGACGUUGUGGAGCUUAAGGAAGUAAUAAAGGCAUUCAUGGAGAGAAUGGACGUGAUUGAAGCAGUGGCAAAGGAAAUAAAGGACACGGUUGGGGCUAUGAAUACGAGACUCAUAGAAUCGGAAGAGGAGGAAGUGGAGGAUGAAGAGAAGGAAGAGGCGGAAGUGGAGGAUGAAGAGAAGGAAGAACAUGAGGUGGAGGUGGAGGAUGAAGAGAAAGAAGAAGAGGAAGAACGUGAGGUGGAGGUGGAGGAUGAAGAGAAAGAAGAAGAGGAAGAACCACCAAGAAAAAGGCAGAAACCGUUAGCAGUAGAGAGGAUUGAACGUCCACAGAGGCAUGCUAAGCCUGCAGCUGCGAAGCGUAGUCCUUACGUGCCUGGCCGGGCAAAGGCGACUGGCAAUGUGAAGGCAAAGAAAACCGUGCCAAAGGGAAAGAAGGGAGCUGUAGCCAAGAAGAAAGGAAAAGGGAAAACCAAGUAG
Messenger RNA from Microthlaspi erraticum, 1791 nucleotides. The record is from the annotation of a GenBank genome assembly. Lineage: Eukaryota; Viridiplantae; Streptophyta; Magnoliopsida; Brassicales; Brassicaceae.